AUGAGAAUGGCUAGAAACCAAUUGCAAGCUUCAAGUAAUAUUCAAACAUCAGAUGAAGACUACAUAGAAAUGGAAGUAAGUUCAUCUUCCUCAAACUUCUUCUGUUAUUCCAUUAGCUCCAGUCCACCACAAACUAGAGAGUUUGAGUUCCAAAUGUCCUCAGCUCCUGACCAUGACAAACAGUCCACUACUUCUCCAGCUGAUGAGCUCUUUUACAAAGGAACACUCCUUCCUCUUCAUCUCCCACCUCGCUUGCAAAUGGUCCAAACCAUCCUUCAAACCUCAAACACUACCAAACUUGAUAACAAAACCCAACAAGCCAUUGAACAAAGCUUCACUCUUCCCUUCAUCAAAGGCUCUAGAACAGCUCCCUGCACUAACACAAGUACCCCAUUGGAUAGGUCCUGCAAUAUCUCACCCUCAGAGUCUUGCAGGGUCAGUAGUGAGCUAAACCCUGAUGAUUAUGUCUCUGAAUGGACGGAAGAAAUGAGUGUUUUCAUUGGUGAUGAUGCUUCAAAAAAAUCUAAUUGGUCCAAGAAGCUUAAGCAAAUAAAGCAGUCCAUUUUGAGUCAAAAGCUCAAGGCUUCAAGGGCAUAUGUUAAGUCCUUGUUUAGUAAGUCCACUUGUGCAGAUGAUGAGUACCCCUCAACCAAGUUAGCAAGCAAUGCAGAACAAGAAAAUGUCUCAAAAGUUAACAAGGAUUGCUUAAACAAGUACAGGAAGAUGGCAAAGAAGAACCCUUUUGGGAAAAUUGACAAUGGAAGAUAUCGGAUUUCAAGUACUACUCUCAUGAAGAGCAUUGAGAAAGAAAUGGCAGAGGAAAAUGCUAACAUUAGUCACAGGAAGUCAUUUUCUGGGGCAUUUCAACAACAUUCAAUGUGCUCAUCAACAACUUCCUCUGUGUCUUCUUCUUCAUCUUCCUCCUUUUCAUUUAGUGGCUUCUCAGAUUUACAACUGCUGAAGAGGAGCAUCAGUGCAAAUUCUGAAAUCGAGAGCUCAAUUGAAGGAGCCAUUGCUCACUGUAAACAGUCACAGGUGGGUGUGAAGAGACAGUUUGUUGGAAUCAAGAGACACCAGGAAAUUCCCAAUGCCACAUCCAAAGCCAUGAGAGAGACACACAUGAUUGCAUUAUAGGAUUGAGGAUUUGAGAUGGUUCCCACUACCAUUUUUCUUGCUUUUGUUUUAAAUUUGGACUUCAUUUAGUGAAGUAUGAUGUACAGGAAAGCACUGUUAGACUAAAAUCUUCAAUCAUUGGAGGAUUUACAGUUCAAAUCAGAAAGUC
Messenger RNA from Argentina anserina (silverweed cinquefoil), 1282 nucleotides. Its product is annotated as probable membrane-associated kinase regulator 4. Gene Ontology annotation, cellular component: plasma membrane. Lineage: Eukaryota; Viridiplantae; Streptophyta; Magnoliopsida; Rosales; Rosaceae. Gene Ontology annotation, molecular function: kinase inhibitor activity. The transcript has a single exon. Bases 1 to 1134 code for a protein of 377 amino acids. The record is from RefSeq and is a predicted model, not a curated record.